CGAGGAGAAGCAAAGCAGUCGUCAAGUUCUUUUUAUUUCUGAUUGGUAUAAAUAUCGUAUCGUAAGAAGCUAGAGACUGCUACUGCUAGCUAGCAACCUCUCGCUCACGUCUGAAAGUGAAACUGAGACAAAAGCAAUAGAUUACGCUACCUGAGAAUGACUCUCACUUUCGCUUUAUCUCUUUGAAGCUCCUUUGUUACAGCAAAGUUCUAAUUGCCUUUAUACUAGUGAACAAGAAUUAAUGGAACUUGAUUUGGAAUAUCCUCUAAUGGCUUCAUCGGAAGAAGAAGCCGUUCCAGCUCUCUUCGCCCAAGAAAUAGACCACAUGCCCUCGCAGUCCAUCUUCCUCCCCUUCAACAGCUCCGACGACCACCAUGUCUUCUCCGUCCGCCGCGAAGCGUUCUCUCUCAUCUCCCACGCGAAGCAUUGUCACAAGCUUAAUCCCUUCACAACUUACCUAGCUGUUAAUUACAUGGAUCGCUUCAUCAGCAAAACAAACAUCCGGAUGCCACUGCAGGAAAAAAAGAGGUGGAUUGUUGGAAUUUUAGCAAUAAGUAGCCUUUCACUUGCGGCAAAGAUGAGGAACAAUGAUUUAUCAAUUUCGCUCUCCCAUGUACAGAGGGAAGAAGGCUUUGCAUUUCAUCCAGGAUGGGUUCAUCGAAUGGAAGCGCUUAUCCUUACCACUCUCGGCUGGCGAAUGAGAUCCAUUACCCCUUUUUCGUUUCUCAAUUUUUUCAUUUCUCUCUUCAAAAUCCAAGAUUCUUCAUUGACUCAACCUCUCAAGUUUCGAGCCUCCGAUAUCAUCUUUGACACCCAUUACGAAAUGAAGCUUUUGGAGUACAAACCGUCAUUAAUUUCUGCCUCGGCUCUUCUCUGUGCUACUCUCGACUUAGUUCCAAUGGAGCUUCCUUCAUUGCGGGAUGCAAUUUUGUCCUGUGGACACGUUGAAAAAGAAAAGUUGCUGAAGUGCUUGAAAGCAAUGCAAGAAAUGGUAAUGGAUAACUCUCUUAAAGCGUCCGGUGCAGUAUCAAUCUGUACCUCGACGCAAAAUAGCAUCCUUCACCAAUUUACAAGUUCUGAGACCGAGGAUGCGACUGCUAAAGACAAGAUCAAGCGGCGGAGAUUGAAUGGUUUUUGCGAUGACCAGGCAGUCCAGAUUUCACAAUUUCAGCCUUGCUAAGUAAGGUUGGAUGAUCCAUAAUCAGUAAUCACAAUCAAAUGAGGUUUAUAGUCAGUAAUGUUUGGUUUUUUUAUGCAUGAAGGCAAGAGACAUUCAAUGUGGGAAAUAGAGUACAUUGAAGUUGAAAUAAGAGCAAUAAUUAAUUCAAUUUCGACCGGUACUCCGUGUUUUCCGGUUUUAAGGUUUUUUUUUUUGUCACAACUUGUUUCUGCCAACAAGAAUGGACAAAAGAUAAUAGUUCCUAUAUAAAUUGCUAUUUUGCUUCUCGACUA
Molecule: messenger RNA, 1452 nt
Organism: Coffea eugenioides
Lineage: Eukaryota; Viridiplantae; Streptophyta; Magnoliopsida; Gentianales; Rubiaceae
Product: putative cyclin-D6-1
Exons: 6
Coding region: 242-1180 (312 amino acids)
Biological process (GO): regulation of cyclin-dependent protein serine/threonine kinase activity; mitotic cell cycle phase transition
Cellular component (GO): cyclin-dependent protein kinase holoenzyme complex; nucleus; cytoplasm
Molecular function (GO): cyclin-dependent protein serine/threonine kinase regulator activity
Source: RefSeq, a predicted model, not a curated record